UAGUUUGUCGAGUAAGCUGGCAGGAUGUCCCAGCGUUUAAUAUUUCACAAGCGAAAUGAUUCCAGUUUAGUUUAUUAGUGCUUAUAAUAAAGUAGAUAUCAGAUGAUGUUAUAAAUUCUUUUUUGGUGGCUUUACAAGGCCUUAUCACAUUACUGUCGUAAAGUUAAUCUUAGCUAGUUUCAGCUAGCUAGCUCUCAGACGUGCAAAGUCUGCUCUCUUUGCAAAGCUGCGACAUUAUUUUCGCUGGUAUAUUCUUUAUGCUACAAGCUCACCUUUCCUUGUGCUGAAAUGGUGCUUUCCUUGGUGAGUCUUUGUGCCAGAGAGGUGGUGAGUGACCACAGCUCGUCGCCGUGCUGGUUGAGGUGGGUGCCCAGGGAGCUGUACAGAGCGCUGCUGGAGGCCUCCUUCACCAGCUGCAGACCGCUGGCUGUGGGUGAGCUGGUGCAGAGAUGGCCUGAACGCACUCUGCGUGUCGGAGGAAAGAGGAAACACGGACAAUCUUCUCCAAAUCGACUCUGCAUCCAGGCUCUGUUACUUGCAGUUGUGAGAGGGUUGUCGGAUCAGAGGUGUGCUCUGCAGGUGCUUGACCUCUGUGGGCUGCAAGGAGAUGAAGGCGGGAUGGGAGACCCCAUGGGCGGCUGGUCUCUGACCGUAGCUCUCUGCACCAUGGUUGUUCAGGCCAGAGCUGGAGCACAAAGGGCACAGCGGGAGAGGAAGAGGUUCUCAGCUUUAGAGAGAGAAAAGGAUGUGAAAAGAGAAAGGGGACAGCGAAAGAGGGGAAAGGAUACAAGCACAGAUAAUAAGGAGCUGGAGGGUAAUGACAGAGAGAGCACGGGAUCAUGUGGGACUCUGGGUGAAGAGGAGCUGAUUAGAGGUGUCAGGAGGAGGAUGGAGGCAGAGAAGAAAAGAGAGACCACAGCGACAGGUUCAGGAGGCGGCAGAAAGGAGACUGAAGAAAAAGAUGUGAAUAGUGAUGUUUUGGUGCAUGUUAGAGCAGAUCUUUUUGUCAAUGCUCGCUCUUGGGAGCGUGUUCGUGGGGCUCUGAGCACAUUGGGGCCCCUCAAGCUUCAGUGCAGAUACCUACGGGUGGAAGAGAUUUCAGUUUCUAGUAUUAAGACCCUGCUGGGGCUCUUGCCUCCGCAGGGUUUUCUAGGCAUUGAUGUUCGCUACAGCAGCCUCGGGGUGGCUGGCUUGGCUGAGCUGCUGCCUCUGCUCUCAGCCUUCCCUGCACUGAACUCUCUUCGCCUGCACUACUGUAACUUGGAUUUUCGCAGAGACCAACCUGGACAGGAAGAGGCUCUGAGGAACUUGUCUCAGGGUCUGACACAGCUGCAGGAACUGCGACGACUCAGCCUCACAGCGCUGCGCCUGCCUGGACAACUGCGCGUGUUGCUUAGCUCACUGCCGCAGCCACUAGAGAUCCUGGAGCUGCCGUAUCUGAGCCUGAGCCCUGCUGACCUUGCCUAUCUGUCCUGCAGCCAUCAUGCUUCCACACUGCAGCAGCUCGAUCUAAGUGAGAACCGUCUGGAUGAAAACACCCUGACCUCCAUUCGCCGCCUCCUCUUCCAGGCUUCCAGCAGCCUGCAGCACCUCUCCUUAAGUGGCUGCGGCCUGACUGACAGCCUGCUGGGAACCUUGCUGCCCUCGCUCGGAGGCUGCACGGCCCUCAAGAGCUUGGCUUUGGCCCUGAACCCCCUCUCCAUUGCCGGCCUCAUGGACCUGGUGAGGACGGCUGUGAGGAUUCCCUCUCUCCGUCAGUUACUGUACCCCAACCCCCUGGAGGACUACCAGCCAGGCCUCCCUGACCUGCCCUCCAGCGCUCAGCUCUUAGACUGGCCACUGGAUGAAGCUACAGACAUCAACAUCACCAGCAGCCAGCUCAACAGGGUGCUGAUAGACAGCAGGCGCUCUGACCUCUUUCUGACAUGCGACCUGCUCAAUUAUGAUAAAGACUUGGUUGACUAGAGUCGAGGUGAAGGGACGGACACGGGUGCUUUUUAGAUUGAUUACCAGCACAUACCAGAGCAAUGUAUAACCCUGACAAUCAAAUUGUCAUCAUAACAUUAAAUGAUCAGUUUUUUAUCUUUUCUUUAUUACAAUCUGUCUCAUGUGAAGUUAGAGUAGAGUUAGCGGGCCUUUCCUUCUUUUUUUUCCUUUUUGCCUUUAAUUAACAGGAGAGUUAUAGUGUGACAGGAAGGAAGGAAGGAAAUAGCUUCUUUUUUUUAAAGAUUAUUUUUUGGCAGUUUUUCCGCGUAUUGAUUGGACGGCUGUAGAUUGACAGGAAAUGUUAGAGAGAGAUCGGGAAUGACACGCAGCAAAGGGCCACAAGCCAGAAUCAAACCUGGGCCAAGGGGAGGACUUGAGGAUGUACAAACUGGAAAAUGAGGCUUAUAGUGUCACCAAACCAACAGGUUUGUUAUUGUUGGGAGAUCAGGUUUUCUCCUCUAGGAAUGGGAGAACGUGCAGUUUUUAUAUUUGUUUGCCAGACAAAAGGGCACAUGGAGGUGAUUACAACCUCUACUCUUUCUGAGACAUUAUUAAUCCAUGGCUUAAUAAAAUGGUUUCUUUAAUAAGUUAACUUGUUUACUGUAUAAAAUGUAAUUGAUGCACAUGCUGGUUUUGUACCAAAAUUUACUGUAUGCUUUAUUACCAUGUAUUCAGGAUAGUUGGGAUACAAAGAUCCCACUGGUUGAAGAUGACAGGCAGUCUGCCCUCGUGCCUUUAUAACUGUUACCAGGACAAGUCUUUCAUUCAAAAACGGUAUUUGAUCAGCUGUUUUAUGCUACGCGUCGACAACCAAAUCUACAAUACCUUUGACAGUAGUUUAUAAUGUGUUUGCUAAAUAUUUACAGAAUUUUUCCGUGAAUAGGAAAUGAAUGUAAUUGGAGUUUUUUCACUAAGUAAUGUGCUUUCUCUUUAUGCUGAUCUUAUUUACAUAUUUGUCAUAUUAUAUUUCUUGAAUAUCUGUUUUUUCAUUCAACUUGCAUAUCAAAAAGUAUCACCAUUAUCAGAUAAUGCGUGUACCAAAUCAUCCUUGUACCACAUGAAUGCAUCUACAUGCUGUAAGUCACUGAAUAAAUCAGUC
Plectropomus leopardus (leopard coralgrouper) is the source of this 3085-nucleotide messenger RNA. Its product is annotated as leucine-rich repeat-containing protein 14. Lineage: Eukaryota; Metazoa; Chordata; Actinopteri; Perciformes; Serranidae. The record is from RefSeq and is a predicted model, not a curated record. Gene Ontology annotation, cellular component: cytoplasm.